GACGGAGAUUUAAGUUGAACGGAGCUCAGGGAGGAAUCGACACACUGCUGUACUCAAUCAAAGCUCCCAAUCCCAGCAUCAUCAACUCAACCAUAUCGCUUACGACAUCAACACCAAGGCGCGAGGCCUAACUCAUCACCAUGUCUCUCACACACCUUUCAAACAUGUGCUCUCACCUCAACAAUGUCAGCAAGGCCCGUCUCGGCCUCACAUCCAUCGUCGACACCAAAAUGCAUCGCAACCUCAUCCUCGCCAUGCAACAACAAGGACUUAUAGGCACCAUCGUCCGCGGCGGACGGUCACCGCCACCUCCUCAUCUACUUCUCGGACAACCUACAGCAACAUCAGUAGCAGCCGACGGUAGCAGUGCUGCUGGCAGCUCAAUAGUCGAAACCGAACCCGUCACCCAAGCCAACAUCGCCUCCAGACGGCUCUGGCUGGGCCUUAAAUACUGGCAAAGUGAGCCUGUACUAGGCAAAAUUACACCUGUCAGUAAACCCAAGCGAAGGAUUACUAUGGAUCUCCAGGGUUUGCGUAGAGUGAUUCGAGGAUCGCGGAGUGGGACUGUGGAUGGAUUGAGAUCACCUGGUGAAUGUCUGUUCCUCGCUACGGACCGGGGUAUUAUGGAGGCUAGGCAGUGCGUCGAGAAGAAAGUUGGUGGGUUGGUUCUAUGUCGGGUCGAGUAGAUACUCUUCUACUUCCACACCCUUCGAGAAAUGGUUUUAUUGUUUUAGCAUCGAUUAGGAGUUUGGAUGGUUACAGUAGAAGUCAUACACUUUGUGGCUUCAUUCUAUAUAGUUAUUAUACCUUGCGUUGUAUGUAUAUUAUGUACAAUAACAAUUUCACUUCACUGACCUUCAACUGGU
Talaromyces stipitatus ATCC 10500 is the source of this 866-nucleotide messenger RNA. Its product is annotated as mitochondrial 37S ribosomal protein MRPS8. Gene Ontology annotation, cellular component: mitochondrion; ribosome. NCBI's taxonomy places the organism in Eukaryota, Fungi, Ascomycota, Eurotiomycetes, Eurotiales, Trichocomaceae. The coding region runs from base 141 to 686 and encodes 181 amino acids. The record is from RefSeq and is a predicted model, not a curated record. Gene Ontology annotation, biological process: translation. The transcript is spliced from 2 exons. Gene Ontology annotation, molecular function: structural constituent of ribosome.